AUGAGUGGCAGUUCGAAUCAGUCGACCCGUACGAGUCCAGGCUCCUAUAGCACCACCCAGCGCACACCCUCCGUGUCGUCGGGCGCGUCGCCUCCGCACCAGUCGUUCCCAUCCUCUCAGGUGCCCUCGACGGCCCAGAAUGCGAUGUCGACCGACGUGUACAAUCAUACCGCGUCGCAAGCGCCAACGUCUCUAACUGCCUCGUUCCCCUUUUCGUUUUCGCCUAUCGGCUCGUCUCUUGACAACGUUCCGCCCGCCACCAUGCGCCUGAGCGAUUCCGACCGGUCGCCGCAGAGCCUCGGCGGCUUCGUCCGACCUGGCAACGCCGGCGCCGUCGCGAUCCGCUUGCGCAACCUCCCGAAUACCACGACUCCCGAUCUCUUGCGCACCAUGCUACUCUUUUCUAAAGAGCUCAUCGACGUUGAUUUCGAGCUCCCCGGUCCCUCGAGUGACAAUAGAUACCUCAGUGCGAUCGCGCGCUUCCGUUCGCUCACGGGCGCAGAGGAGGCACGGAAGCUUCUAGAUGGCAAGCCGAACACCAAUAAUGACGCAGAGAUGAUCGUGGAGAUGUGCCACGGCCCUCCGCCAUCGUCUUUGGCUCCCAGGCGCAGCACCAUCGAUCAUACCGGGACCCCAUCUUUGCUUGGAAACGUCGCGUCAAACGGCCAUCCGGCGCGGUCGCGUUUCAAUGGUACCUUCCAGAGCAUGGAGAAACUCACCGCGACUAACCCCUCGUCGACCAAUGACCCCUUACCCCCUUCCUCCGAUGCAGGUUCCCGGAUGCAUAAUCUGUUUUCGCCUCAAUCACCGAUCGGAAAUGGUGUCCAUGACCUUCCGCGCAUCAGCGGCAAGUCGAUGAUUGACCAGGACCUUGAUGAAGACACGGGCGAAAUCCUGAAGGACCCGGUAGGAUAUGCAGAGAAUGGCCACUCGAGCUCGGGCCCGGGCGCACUCCCUCGCCGGUCAACCAACCCUCAGUUUCCGACCGCUCAGUUUAGCAACUUGUCCAUUGCGACAAACAACAUGUCCUCGCCGCCGUUGUCUAAUUACACUCCCGGCGGAGCCGUUCAUGUGGGAAUCACCACCCCUGCCGGCGCCUUCUCUCAGCAGUCCAUGGCCAACAACUUGGGAAGUGCCCAUGCGCACCCUUAUCCGCACGGGCACCAGGCUCGUCAUAGCCUCCCCGCCGCCAACCCGAACGAUAUGAACCCGCCCUGCAAUACCCUGUACGUUGGCAAUCUGCCCCCGGACGCGUCGGAAGAAGAGCUGAAGGCCCUUUUCUCCAAACAACGGGGUUACAAGCGUCUCUGUUUCCGCAACAAACAAAAUGGCCCCAUGUGCUUCGUCGAGUUUGAUGACGUGGGUACAGCAGGCAAGGCGCUCAACGAGUUGUACGGAUAUAAACUGUCCAACAGCAUCAAAACCGGGAUCCGCCUAAGUUUUUCGAAAAAUCCUCUGGGCGUUCGAUCGGGCCAGCCAGGCUCUAACAAUGCAUCGAAUGGCAUGGCAUCGCAAGUUCCAGUGUCUGGGGGCAGCAGUCUCGCCGGCAUGCACAACCACAUGUUUUCUACGGUGAGCGGACCGCCUCCUGGACUCGGCCCACCAAAUUUCAUUCAACCAAUGCCAGUGCGCAAUGGAGUCAUGCAUCCAAUGGCUAACAAUGCCUCAUUCCACGCAAACACAGGCCUGGGCAUUCGGACGCAUGCCGUGAAUCCCAUGUCUCCCCCUCCCCCUCCGUCCAAUGGUGCCGGAUCCGGCGGUGCAUCAGGUUAUUAUCCCGACUACAUGAUGGGUCGGUAA
This is a messenger RNA of Aspergillus affinis, 1800 nucleotides long. RefSeq names its product RNA-binding protein. The coding region runs from base 1 to 1800 and encodes 599 amino acids. Lineage: Eukaryota; Fungi; Ascomycota; Eurotiomycetes; Eurotiales; Aspergillaceae. The transcript has a single exon. Gene Ontology annotation, molecular function: mRNA binding. The record is from RefSeq and is a predicted model, not a curated record.